AUGUCUAAGUUGAAUAUCUUUCAGGGGAAAGUGAACCUGCGAAAUCCAGAUCAUAAAUUCUGCCUGAUGGAUAACGAUGUUUAUGGAGAGAAUAAUGGACUCCCUCCCAUUGUUCAAAGAAGAAUCUUUUUUGGUAGAGAAGUAGGGGCCGCUGAUAGGAAGAUAUUGCAAACUUAUCAGCUAAAGAGCCGCAAAUAUCUUGGGCCAACAGCCAUGGAUGCCGAAAUUGCAUUCCUGAUGUCAAACCAAGCACAAGUCAAACCCGGGAAGCUUGUUUUUGAUCCUUUUGUUGGUACAGGAAGUAUUCUGAUUGCAGCUGCUCAUUUUGGCGCAAUGACAAUGGGUGCAGAUAUUGACAUUCGAGUAGUUCGUGAUGGCCGUGGACCUGAUUGUAACGUCUGGAGCAAUUUUAAACAGUAUGGAUUGCCAAUGCCGAUAUCCUUACUAAGGGCUGAUAAUAAUCUUCCACCUUGGCGCUCUGGUCUAAAAGAGGUAUUUGAUGCCAUAAUAUGCGACCCACCUUACGGCGUACGAGCCGGCGGCCGCAAAUCCGGUGGCCGCAAGCUACUGAAAGGCGUCAUUGGCCCUUACACAGUCCCAGACGAUAAGAGAACCGAUCACAUACCUUCCACGGCUCCUUACAGCCUGGUCGAGUGCGUGCACGAUUUGCUCGAUCUUGCAGCCAAAAUGCUUGUCAUGGGCGGGCGGCUCGUCUACUUCUACCCUGUUCUGAGGGAUGAAGAUUCGCCGGAACCCACCUUCCCGGACCACCCGUGUUUCAAUCUGGUGGGGACAUGCGAGCAGAUUCUUAGCUACAGGUACAGUAGGGUUUUGCUGACCAUGGUUAAAGUCGCGCCUUAUAGUGAGGAGAUUGAGCUGGCAGCUAGGGUUAAGCACUUGGAGUUUAGGGAGAACCAUUUGAAGUGGUUGGAGGAGGGGAAUUUGCAUUCGGCCGUUUUUAGUCCGGUGGAUUUGCAGGUUGACGGUGGGGCGUUUGAGAAGUUUAGCUCCAAGCCGAAGUAUAGGGGAAAGUACGUCUAG
Striga hermonthica is the source of this 1041-nucleotide messenger RNA. The record is from the annotation of a GenBank genome assembly. NCBI's taxonomy places the organism in Eukaryota, Viridiplantae, Streptophyta, Magnoliopsida, Lamiales, Orobanchaceae.